AUGAGUGAAAUUAGAGCCUCAACCUCAAAAACAAGCACCAACAAAGGUGCUAGUACUAUGACAGGGAAGACAUUUUCUGGAGUAGGAAACCUCGUUAAGCUUCUUCCGACCGGCACUGUCUUCUUGUUCCAGUUUCUCAGUCCAGUUUUAACCAACACUGGACACUGCACCACCAUCAACAAAUACCUGAGCGGUAUUCUCCUUGUUAUUUGUGGUUUCAACUGUGCUUUUACUUCCUUCACCGACAGUUACACCGGAAGCGAUGGCCAGACACACUACGGUGUUGUUACCGCAAAAGGUCUCUGGCCAUCUCCGGCGUCGGAAGGUGUUGAUUUGUCGGCGUAUAAGCUUAGGUUUGGAGAUUUCGUGCAUGCUUUGCUUUCAUUGAUUGUGUUUGCUGUGUUGGGGCUACUGGAUACUAAUAUUGUGCGGUGCUUCUACCCGGAGUUUGAGUUGGGUCAGAAGAUGCUGAUGCAGGUUUUUCCACCGAUUAUUGGUGUGGUUUCUGGUACGGUGUUCAUGAUAUUUCCAAGUUAUCGACAUGGAAUUGGAUACCCUACUAGUUCUGAUACUAAUGGCAACUCUCAAAAGUCUACAUAG
Lathyrus sativus (Indian pea) is the source of this 600-nucleotide messenger RNA. The record is from the annotation of a GenBank genome assembly. Lineage: Eukaryota; Viridiplantae; Streptophyta; Magnoliopsida; Fabales; Fabaceae.